Schizosaccharomyces osmophilus is the source of this 2154-nucleotide messenger RNA. It is a transcript of the gene naa35, whose product is annotated as NatC N-acetyltransferase complex subunit Naa35. Gene Ontology annotation, cellular component: NatC complex. The record is from RefSeq and is a predicted model, not a curated record. Bases 1 to 2154 code for a protein of 717 amino acids. The transcript is spliced from 2 exons. Gene Ontology annotation, biological process: N-terminal peptidyl-methionine acetylation. Lineage: Eukaryota; Fungi; Ascomycota; Schizosaccharomycetes; Schizosaccharomycetales; Schizosaccharomycetaceae.
AUGGAAGGACGUUCCAUUGAAAUUAUGCCUGAUUUUAGUUUUUCUUCUUUAUUUUAUGGUGGGGAUACUCAAAAUCAGUUCUUAAGAGCUCCUGCUGGUCAGGAUAAUGACAAAUAUGCUGACAAAGAUGGAUAUAUGGACUGUACCUCCAGUUAUUUCAACGCUGUUCAUACUUUAAAAGAAGAGGAACUUGUUUAUCAUCCUAGUUUUACCUUACUGGAUUCUAUCAGUGCAUUCGAGAUCAUGGAUCCGAAAAUGGAUAGUGGAAUCGAUUACUCUGAAAAGAAUGUUGAUGUCGCUAAAGCUCUUAAUCCUGUUGAAACUCUUGUAAUAAUGGACGGUAUCUUUACAGCUGAAAGUGAUUGGCAUUAUGGUAUUCCAAUGUCAGAAAGUAUACUCUGCAGUAAGCAUGUUUUUGAUAUCUGCAAAACUCCCACCUCCAGAGUUAAGGAUAUGGGAUUUUCCAGAAAAAAGUUAGAUACAUUAACAGAUCUAGUCCUCUUUCCAUACGUCCUGGGGGUUAUUAAAAGUUGUGAUUAUGUGCGAAGAGAAUUUUUGACUGGUAAUAUGUAUGACGAGGAAGAUAUGAGCUCCUUUUCCUAUCAACUAUCCCUUCUAGAAACUUAUCCUGUCGAAAAAAUUUAUGACCUUUUGUCUGAAGGGAUUCAGUAUCUCGAUAGCGAAAUCAGGAAGGACUCUAGUACUCGUGACUUAUUCAUGAAUAUUCGGACGCGACUUCAACUGCGCGUUUCGAUUUUACACGUCUAUGAAAGAAAUUCUAUAAAAGAUAUUUAUGAAAAUUUAGAAAAUAUAAGUCACUAUGUUCCCGAAUCACUGAAUGAGUCACAACUGGUUGCGGAGACUGUUCGGGAAAAUACUAUGAAGCAAUUCUGGGAUAGUCGAAUACAAGCACAGCUUAUUGUCACUGCUCCUCCUCGUCAUGUUCCUUCUUGUAAUGUAAUGGAUGCAUACAAACGAUUACAGUACUUUGCUAAUGACAUGAAAAUUACUCUACGAACUCAGUCGCCAACCUCCCCAAUUUCUAUCUUGUCAUUUUGCAUCGAUACUACACAUUCAAAUAGAGUGUCUGAACCAUAUGUCCGUUCAUCAUUGCAAACAUUUCUUUUGGCUAGUGGUAGCGUCUGUAUGAUUUACAACCCUAUAACUUUCUUUUUGUCUUGCGUCCAUCAAUUUUCUUGCCUUCCCUCUUCAUUUUAUGACCCUGAAUCCAUGUGCCUAGUGUCCGGACAUUUAAAUAUAGAAAUUCAGUCCGAGCUUGAGAGCUUUGUGAGUCAUUUUGCUGGCUUUCUAUUAGAUCUUUUGAGGAUUACCACACAUAACCCAUGCCGAUUUCGCCGAAAUUUAAUCAACUUACUUCCCGACUGCGUAAUAGGCCACUUACAAGCAAACAGUAUAGACGGAAAGUUAGGUGCACUCGCUUCGCUGGACGAAGCCAUGAUCGGUAAAUUCUCUGAUUUUGCUCUUCACCUAAAAUUCGUUAUUGUGGAGUUAAUCCUCACCACCUCUUUUGAGCAAGACCUUCAUAAACCUCAUGAAUGGCCGUAUUUAUUUUCUUACUUAAAUUCGGUUUUUGAAAUGCACUUACAACAUCUUCAACAAGUUAUAAGCCGAGCAAAGCCUGGCGAAUUCAAUUACAAUUAUAUAAGCUACUUGAUAGAUGAACUGGAAGCAAAAAAGAGCGUUUAUUUUGGAUAUUUUUUUUUAUCAUUGACGUUAUUGAAAUAUGGAAUUUUCUCCUGUCCGUCAUUCUUUAAGGAAGAGAAAGUAAUCUUAUCCCACUUCAAAGCUCACUACAAUCCGUUUGCAAACCUAAGCGAAAUGAAAUUGAUAUCCUUGUCUCGAUUGCAUAUAAAUAUUGAAUACCAUCAGUCUUUACCAAAAGAAAGACUUUUGGAAGGAACAUUACAAUCUUUUGAAGAAUCGAAGAAAUCCUUAUUAAAGGUACUGAAAUUACCGAUGGAGAGUUGUCAACAUGAUUUAUCCUAUGAUUUACAAACAAACUAUCUAAAAGGUUUAAUGUGUUGCUGUAUAGCAAAUAUCGCUACGCUGCAAGAUCUUCAUCAAAAUUCGCAAAAGAAAGCUAAAAUUGUUAACACUUAUGGUAAAACUCUGCCAAACUUAGUUAUGCAUUAG